Amyelois transitella is the source of this 1381-nucleotide messenger RNA. RefSeq names its product integrator complex subunit 12 (gene IntS12). The record is from RefSeq and is a predicted model, not a curated record. Bases 201 to 932 code for a protein of 243 amino acids. The transcript has 2 exons. NCBI's taxonomy places the organism in Eukaryota, Metazoa, Arthropoda, Insecta, Lepidoptera, Pyralidae. Gene Ontology annotation, biological process: snRNA 3'-end processing. Gene Ontology annotation, cellular component: integrator complex.
CUCAUCUUUCGCCUUUUACUAAAGAAAUUAGCAUUGCUUUUUUUUUAAUUUUUCUUUAUAAUAAAUCGUAACAUCUAAAAAACAAUUUACGUAUCGAGUUUGUUGUACAUUUCAUUCUUUGAUAAUUUGGUUUUAAUUCGAACAUUUCGAACCCUACCGCUUACGUACAGUUGCUUGGCUACAGUCUUUACUGCCUAACAAUGUCUUCUAUAGAUUUUGACCCGGCAAUAAAGCUGUGUUUAAAAUAUUUACAUUCGAGUGCUCCUGACUCAACUGAACAAUUACGGUUGACCCUUGACGAUUACAUUCGACAGACAUACGGAAGUUCAAAAACUCUGGGUAUUGUUUUACCCAAGAAAUAUUUGAAUGAAGAGAAACUAGAGUCAAGCAGGUCGAAACAUAAGAACGAUAAAGCUUCGAGCAGCAAAACUAUACCAAUACCUCAGCAAAGCCCUCAACAAAUACAAAUUCCAGAGCGGGAAAAUGAUGAUGGCUCCGUUAUGGAUGGUGAACUGGCAUUUGAUCUGCUGGAAGAAGACUUGACAUGUGUUGUGUGUCGUCAGAUUGCGGUGCAGGCUGGAAAUCGGCUUGUAGAAUGUGAUGUGUGUCAUUCUCUUUAUCAUCAGGACUGCCACAAACCGGUGAUCAGUGACAGCGACAUGGGCACAGGAUGGCAGUGUGCAUCUUGCAUCACCAUUCAUGGAUUUAGUGCUGGAUUCUCCAGCAAAUCUUCCUCUGCAUCAAAAUCCCCUCCUCUUAUAUCUGGUUCUGCAACACCCGUAAAGAUUACUUCAAAUAGUUCGGCAUCAUCAUCACCAUCAUCAUCAAAAGUCGUUACUCCCAGUAUCAACAUUAUAUCUGCUGACAAACGUCUUCAGAUUAUGAAGAAAAAGGCAGCAAAACAGCAGGAAAAGAAAAAAAGUUCUAAGUAAUAAUAUUAACUAACAGUUAGAAAAUGCUCCAGUUAGUUUGAUUUUGUAUUACUUUAACAAAGAUAAUUCAAUUCUUGCAAAGUCAUUAUGUUCAUGUAGAUAAAAAUUGAGCAAUAAUGUAUACAUACAUACAUAUAAUCACGUCUAUAUCCCUUGCGGGAUAGACAGAGCCAACAGUCUUGAAAAGACUGAUAGGCCACAUUCAGCUGUUUGGCUUUAUGAUGGAAUUGAGAUUCAAAUAGUGACAGGUUGCUAGCCCAUCGCCUAAAAGAUGAAUCCCAAGUUUAUAAGCCUAUCCCUUAGUCGCCUUUUACGACAUCCAUGGGAACGAGAUGGAGUGGUCCAAUUCUUUUUUAUUGGUGCCGGGAACCACACGGCAAUAAUGUAUAGGGUAUUAAAUUGAGUUAUUGUACUGUAAGAUAAAUAAAAUACCCUUAUUAAUUUACGAA